Molecule: messenger RNA, 870 nt
Organism: Oncorhynchus keta (chum salmon)
Lineage: Eukaryota; Metazoa; Chordata; Actinopteri; Salmoniformes; Salmonidae
Product: CXXC-type zinc finger protein 5-like
Exons: 2
Coding region: 79-399 (106 amino acids)
Cellular component (GO): nucleus
Molecular function (GO): zinc ion binding; methyl-CpG binding
Source: RefSeq, a predicted model, not a curated record
GGCACGGGUUGUGUGGCAGACUUCCUCCCACUACUAGGCUGUUCCUGGUUCCCCUUGAACCCAGGCCUGUUUGCUCUGAUGGCAGGGGGAGGGGGGUUCCUGACUAGUGGUGGAGGGUCAAUGGGGAUAGCUGGCGUUGGGGAGGGUGUGGAGGUGUUGCGAGGCGAGAGCUCGUCCACUGGCGGCGGGGGAGCUGGGAGAAGGAAGAGGAAGCGAUGCGGGGAGUGUGUGCCGUGUCGACGUACAGGGAACUGUGAAGAGUGCAGCGCCUGCCGCAACCGUAAGACUGGACACCAGAUCUGCAAGUACAGGAAGUGUGAGCAGCUGAAGAAAAAGGCAGCCACCGGGUUCGAGAAGAUGGUGUUUCCAUCAGGAGCAGCAUUUCCAUGGCUACAAUAGGAUUCCGUCUAUUUGGAAUGUGAUCAUGAACAUUGGCACUCUGGACCUACAAAAGAAAGUCAAUUCAGCUGGCCUUGUUGGAUUGGCUUGGAGAGUACAGAACCUUCGACAAUCAGAAGUAUGAAGAUGAAAACCCAAUGAAAGAAAAGAUAAGUCACACCAAUAGAUUUAGAUAUUGUCGGGCCAACAGGAAGCAUCUCAUGAAGCACAGAGUAUUGUAUAUGAAUAGAAAAUGUUAUUCCUUUUUAUAUUCCAUUUUUGGAACAUUUUGUCAUCGAAGCUUCUGACCUGGAUGUUUCCGUAAAAGCCAAACCAAGAAGGACAGACUGGUCAUAAUAUGAUGUUUAUGUUUGUUUUUCUAUUCAUGCCACAGUUGAUAAAGAAUGAGUAGUAGAUGUACUUAGGUCAUGAUUAGUGUCUAGUUCUUACAUCUCUACGGUCUGCCUUCUGAAUAAAGACAAGGAAACUGCC